AUGUCCAACUUCACUAACGUAUCUAACAGGGCUGGUACAACCGGCAAGCCAGAUGUGCCUUUUGCUGCCACCUUUGCCGGACAUCUUCACUAUCGUGGCAUGAUAAUGAGCUACGCCCAAGGUGAUACCAAGCUACGUCUCCGGCAUUGGCCGGACGAGGUCAUCCUUGCUUAUUCACCUCAAACGUCGAGAGACACAGAAAAUUCUCUGUACGAGACCGAGGAGGCGUACAUGAAGGCCUGUCUAGAAUACCAAAAGCACCCUGCCGUCGCAAAUCUUGAGCACCCGGUAAAGCAUCAGGCCGGCGCCGUCGUCGUCGUCGUCGUCGCCACAAGGUCCUUGACCCUUCAACCCACAACCAGCCGCCCCAAACCUUCCUCUACGAUACCGAACGCAUCGCCCCGUGCGCCAAGAACAACAUCCUGUUGCAAGCCGUCAUCGCGCCCAUGCCUGGCCUCCACUUCGGCACCCCCCCUGACUCUCAUUGACGACGACAUCUUCGCAACCGCCAAUCUCCUCGACGCACUCCCCGACAUGGAACACGACGGUGACGAAGACGAGGCUAUGGAGGAUAUGGGCGAGGAGGACGGUCAGCGCCAGGAACAACAAGGCAUGGCAAGAAUCAAGCGGGCUGUUAAUCCGGGCAAUGACUGGAGUAGGGUCAUGAGUCUUUGA
Molecule: messenger RNA, 675 nt
Organism: Plenodomus lingam JN3
Lineage: Eukaryota; Fungi; Ascomycota; Dothideomycetes; Pleosporales; Leptosphaeriaceae
Source: RefSeq, a predicted model, not a curated record